Nycticebus coucang (slow loris) is the source of this 671-nucleotide messenger RNA. RefSeq names its product mediator complex subunit 31 (gene MED31). The transcript has 4 exons. Gene Ontology annotation, biological process: regulation of transcription by RNA polymerase II. The record is from RefSeq and is a predicted model, not a curated record. Bases 86 to 481 code for a protein of 131 amino acids. Gene Ontology annotation, cellular component: core mediator complex; mediator complex. Gene Ontology annotation, molecular function: transcription coregulator activity. Lineage: Eukaryota; Metazoa; Chordata; Mammalia; Primates; Lorisidae.
GAGGAGCUGUGGCUUCCGGAGCCGCUUCUUCCGCAGGGAGCAGUUUCUCCGUAAGGCUGGUGCCGAUUUAGUGUCUUUGCUUGUUAUGGCCGCUGCCGUCGCUAUGGAGACAGAUGAUGCUGGCAAUCGACUUCGGUUUCAGUUGGAGUUGGAAUUUGUGCAGUGUUUAGCCAAUCCAAAUUAUCUUAAUUUUCUUGCCCAAAGAGGUUACUUCAAAGACAAAGCUUUUGUUAAUUAUCUUAAGUACUUGCUUUACUGGAAAGAACCAGAAUAUGCCAAGUAUCUAAAGUACCCUCAGUGUUUACACAUGUUAGAACUGCUCCAAUAUGAACACUUCCGAAAGGAGCUGGUGAAUGCUCAGUGUGCGAAAUUUAUUGAUGAACAGCAAAUUCUACACUGGCAGCACUAUUCCCGGAAGCGGAUGCGCCUUCAGCAAGCCUUGGCAGAGCAGCAACAGCAAAAUAACACAUCAGGAAAAUGAAAAGCUGGAUACAGACCAGGCUCUUAAGACUGUAUAUAACGCAUGUAUAUAAUGUAUUUCUUCUUUUGUAAAGUGAAGACAAAAGACUUUAUCUACCUUUACUGUGGUAGCACCUAAACUCUUUAGUGUGUUUUUUUUUUUAAUCCAACUUUCUGUUAAUAGAUUAUUUCCUUUACAUCAGAAUUGUUCU